AUGGCAAACGAUACGCUUUAUCCCCCGACGUACGACAACUGCGACGAACUCUCCGACCGAUGCAAAGUCGAAUUCACAAUCUACGGCGCUGACCUAUCAUCAGCAGCCGCCAUCUUCUUCUGGGCGGUUUUCUCACUCCUCUUCGUGGUCCAGAUUUUCCUUGGAAUCCGCGCCAAGACAUGGUCGUACAUGAUCUGGCUGGCACUUGGUACUCUCCUUGAAGUUCUCGGCUACGCAGGACGAUACGCUCUUUCAAGAAACCCAUGGCGACUCAACUCCUUCAUCGUCCAGUACAUUACACUUCUUCUCGCCCCUACACUUGUCGCCGCUGCCAUCUCGGUCACCUUUAAGCACCUGGUCAUCUGGUAUGGAGCUCAAUGGUCACUGCUCCGACCAAGGCUCUAUCCCUGGGUGUUUGUCGGAACCGACUUUCUCUCCAUCUUCAUUCAAAUCAUCGGAGGUGGUCUCGUUGCGCUGAACAGCACCGGCAAUGGAUCUAAGACGACACAGAAGCUUGGAGAGGCACUCGUUAUUGGCGGUGUGGCUUUCCAAGUCGCCAACAUGCUGUGCUGCGCUGGACUCAUGUUGAUGUACUCAAGCCGACGCAAGAAGGCCCUCAGGAGCGGUGUUCAGUCCAUUCACUCAACCUCAAACCUACCUGGCACAGCCUUUGAUACCUCUGGUCGAGGCAAGGUUCCUCUGUCGCGCGCCGAAGCGACUGAGAAGGAAGCGACCCGAACUCGAUUCUUCAUCUACGCCCUUGGCGUAGCUUACACAGCAAUCAUCAUCCGAUGCGGCUACCGUAUCGCCGAGACGAUCCCCGAGAUUUCCCACGAUGUCAUGCGAAACGAGACCCUAUUCCUUGUCCUCGACGGCGGCAUGAUUCUUAUCGCCAUUGCCGCUGUCACGAUCCUGCACCCAUGCACCUGUUUCCCAUUCCUGGGUGUCAAGACGAGAGACCGCAAGGAAGGUCAGGUUGAGGAGGCAUAUGCCAUGUUGCCCGAGGGUAACCGACAGUAG
This is a messenger RNA of Fusarium keratoplasticum, 1020 nucleotides long. RefSeq lists its product as uncharacterized. Lineage: Eukaryota; Fungi; Ascomycota; Sordariomycetes; Hypocreales; Nectriaceae. The transcript is spliced from 2 exons. The coding region runs from base 1 to 1020 and encodes 339 amino acids. The record is from RefSeq and is a predicted model, not a curated record. Gene Ontology annotation, cellular component: fungal-type vacuole; plasma membrane.